UUUUGUUGAGAAAUUGUUCAAUCUCAACCUCGUUUAAGGUAUAAAUAUUGCUUCUAUUCUUAUUGUAUUAUGUAUAUUGUUUUAUUUUUUGUUUUUGUAAAUUAUUAUUUGAGUUUUUUUAUUUUAUUAGUAAUAUUAUUGUGUUUUAUGUGUAUAGUGUCGGGAUUUUUUACGGUGGUCGUCGGAUUGCGGUUAUUAGGGGUUCGGCAUAAUUUUGUGUGUAGCGUAUUUGGGCUUGCAAUUAUAGACAUGGCGAACUCAGAAUCAGGAUCUGAUUCGGGAGCAGAAAAUGAGUGUCCAACCACAAUACCUACACGAGGGCCGACGCAAAUGAAUGAAAUAUCCAAACUAAUGGAUCAGGGCAAAAGAGUGGCCCUCGAAGUUAAUGAUAAAGGUCAAUACUGUGGAAAAAGCUACGCGAAGCUCGUAUCCACUCUAGGAGUCAGAUGUCGGCAGACAAUAGGGUUGGCUUAUAAAAACUGGAAAGAAGUCAACCAGACUCUGAAAAAUAAAGUUUGGAAAGACAUUCAGACGGGGUUCAUUGUGCCGGACACCUUCAAACAUGAUUGUCUCAUCCUAGCUGGGAAGUUAAUGAAAGACUUCAAGAAUAGGAUGACAAAAGACAUCAUAAUGCCCGCGUUGAAAGAGAAUGAUCUGGGACGACUGGCACAAGUCCCUGAAAAGCACCCGGAGAUCGACGCUGCUGAUUGGUGCAAAUUUGUUGAAAGUCGACUAACUCCUGAAUUUCUGGAAUUGAGUAAGGUGCAACGUGAACGUUCCUCAAAAAUUCAAUCCAGACAUCGAAGUGGUCGGAGUGGAAUGGUGAACGUACGGGAAGCUGUGAAAAAGGACCUCGAAGUUGCAGAUCCCCCUGCCACCGUGUUUGGAUUAAAUCUCGCACCAAGAGUAGAAAACUUGUCACUGAUUACGACAAGGAAAUUGCCGAGAAGAUAGCUCAAUUAGAGGAGAAGCUUAGUCAGGGACAAAUUCAGGUCCAGGGCCAAAACGAUAUCCUCACGCAGGCGCUCGGGACACCAGAGCAUCCUGGACGUGUCAGGGCUGCUGGGUUCCUGACCAGGGCAUCUCAACUGUUC
Molecule: messenger RNA, 1094 nt
Organism: Cannabis sativa
Lineage: Eukaryota; Viridiplantae; Streptophyta; Magnoliopsida; Rosales; Cannabaceae
Exons: 8
Coding region: 70-954 (294 amino acids)
Source: RefSeq, a predicted model, not a curated record